UCACACACUUACUCUGCGGACCAGCUACAGCUCUUUCAGUCUCAGAGUGGAUUAUUACUGUCACUGCAGCAAGCAGCAAUCCAAAGGGAUCUAUAUUUUGUCUAUUAGACUGACAACUGCACUUCAUCACAGUAUGAAGCAUAGACGGCUGCUUCUGUCUCUGCCUCACCUGCCCACCAUCACUGAGACCCUGGAAGACUCUGAAACCCUGGGGGUCCCGGGCCACCCAGCCCAUCUAGCCCAGUCUGUCUCCCAGUCUCCAUCCCAGUGCUCCCAGUCCCUGGAGGAGUAUAUGACCAGUAUCCAGGCCCUGGCCAGACCAGUGGCGCACCCUAGCUGUGGCCCUGUGAGGCUCCAGAGGAUGGGCAGGCCUCGGCUGUUCUCCAAGCCCCAGAUGAAGCACUCUGUCUCAGCUUCGCUGCCCCGUGGUUCCCCCCGGGCCAUCCGGACUAGAACCACCAGCCCCAUCACCCCCACAGGUCAAGCCCCAGAGCAGCUGUCAGGCAGGCUGGGGAAGGAGAGGGAAUGUGGGGGGAGAGAUCCCAUGGAAUGGCUGUAUGGACAAACACACACACAAACCGAGACAAGGACACACACACCAAGCAGGACACAAAUGAGGACAUACUAGUUUAGGGUAGAUGUUCCGGCAGCUCCGUGGGUGCUGUAACAUGGAAUAUUAAAUAUCAGGGAAUACUCUAACUGCCUGUAACAAAUGAUGUAUGGCGCUGUCCCCCAAAUGGCCCACUGAUGGGUUCUGAGCUGGACUGGAUUGAGCUGGUAUGGACUGGACUAGAUGUUGUUACACUGAAUUGUGACACUAUGCUGGAUAUAAUGCAGGGACUCUGGUCUUACAGGACUAAUGUUUACAAUCUGUGGAGUUUAAUUUAAGAUAUUCUAUUUUGUAAUAAAAUACUUUUGUAACACUA
Coregonus clupeaformis (lake whitefish) is the source of this 926-nucleotide messenger RNA. Its product is annotated as protein DEPP. Gene Ontology annotation, biological process: regulation of autophagy. The record is from RefSeq and is a predicted model, not a curated record. The coding region runs from base 134 to 628 and encodes 164 amino acids. Lineage: Eukaryota; Metazoa; Chordata; Actinopteri; Salmoniformes; Salmonidae. The transcript has 2 exons. Gene Ontology annotation, cellular component: mitochondrion.